Messenger RNA from Microthlaspi erraticum, 516 nucleotides. NCBI's taxonomy places the organism in Eukaryota, Viridiplantae, Streptophyta, Magnoliopsida, Brassicales, Brassicaceae. The record is from the annotation of a GenBank genome assembly.
AUGGAGGAGCACACCGAGAAAUCCAAGAAAAUAGGCGGUGCUCCAGGGAGGUCGAUUGACAUCUAUGCUGCACAGUGCGAAAAGUGCCUCAAGUGGAGGAAGAUUGACUCGCAAGAAGUGUAUGAGGAGAUCAGAAGCACAAUACAAGAGGACCCCUUUGUGUGCGAGAAGAAACAAGGCAAGUCAUGUCGAGAUGCUGGAGACCUCGAGUAUGAUUCAACCAGAACAUGGGUCAUCGACAAGCCUGGCUUGCCCAAGACACCAAGAGGCUUCAAGAGGAGCUUGGUUCUGAGAAAGGACUUCUCCAAAAUGGAUGCCUACUACAUAACACCUACUGGGAAGAAGCUGAGGACUCGCAAUGAGAUUGCUGCCUUCAUCGAUGCCAAUCCGGAUUACAAGCAUGCACCGCUUGGAGAUUUCAAUUUCACUGUGCCAAAGGUCAUGGAAGACACUGUCCCUUGUGGUAUAACUGAGAGAACCCCCAAGCGAUCCAAAGGUCUCGCAAUGAUUGAUUGA